Molecule: messenger RNA, 693 nt
Organism: Entrophospora sp. SA101
Lineage: Eukaryota; Fungi; Glomeromycota; Glomeromycetes; Entrophosporales; Entrophosporaceae
Source: the annotation of a GenBank genome assembly
AUGGCACUUACCGCUUGGGGGGUAGGACUUUCGUUACUUCUUAAAGCUUCUGUUUCGGAAUUUGUUGAAGCAUUAUUAAGUAACAAGAGUUUACAAAAGUUUUUGAAAACUUUUUUUGCACUUCGUAAAAAAAUUUCUAACAAAAACAACAAGCCUAAUUUUGGAGAAAAUGUUCAACAAUUAGAAAUAGAUUUGGACAAAAAAGUUUUAAUGGUAUUAUUACCAAAAGCUUUGUAUCGAGAACAAUUGAUUACCGAGGGGUUUUUGCUUGAUUUGGUUUCAACUUAUGGAAAAUCAAAUCCUAACUAUACAAAAAAAAUAUUUGAAAGUAUAAUUAAUUUUGUGCCAGAAUUGAUACAAGAUCUUGAGAAACUUCCAGUUGUUAUAAUAAAAUAUGUAAAUGCUAUUGAGGAUAAAUUUGGAAAGAACCAAAUUGAACCGUUGGAAGAAGAGAAAACAUAUUUAGCAUUUAUGAUAGACAUAUCGAUCACAUUGGAUUGUUUGUUUAGUAUUUCUAAAAAGAUUGCUAAAAUGUUUAAUAAAAGCACAGAUUCAGAUCAAAAUUUUUUAUUAAUAAUGAUAAAGUUUUAUGAUGAAGCAAUUCCGAUAAUGAAAGAAGUGUUAAAAAAUGAAGAUUACGAAACCUCCAGGAAUUUGAGCAUAUCAAAAUAUUCGAUAGUUUCAAUGUUAUAG